This is a messenger RNA of Ogataea angusta, 1764 nucleotides long. RefSeq lists its product as uncharacterized. The record is from RefSeq and is a predicted model, not a curated record. Gene Ontology annotation, molecular function: protein binding. The transcript is spliced from 2 exons. Bases 1 to 1764 code for a protein of 587 amino acids. NCBI's taxonomy places the organism in Eukaryota, Fungi, Ascomycota, Pichiomycetes, Pichiales, Pichiaceae.
AUGUCGCAUUCGAUGAACAACCCAAACACAUACUCCAAGGAGAACACAGAACAUGUUUACAGCAUUAACGGUCUGUCAAAUCCCAAUAUUUUGGCUCCCUCGCCUGGCCAGGACGCAUUUUCACCGCUGGCCUACAACGUGCUGACCGGAGAUCAGACCCAGACCCGGCCAAAUGCACCAAUUGAGCACCAGAUGGCCAGCCUGACAGUGGACGACAGCCAUCUGAAUACGCAGGAUUUUUUGCACCCGUUCGUCGGCCAACAGCAAUCUCCCACUGCUGCUCUCAAUGCUUUGAAGGCGCAGUUCCAGCAGCCCAAGGUCGAUCCUUCUAAUAUAAAAUGGUACUAUCUGGACGCAUCCAAUAAUGAGCAGGGCCCGUUUGAUUCGGCCCUGAUGCAGCAGUGGUAUUCUCUUCGAUACUUCGACUACGGCCUAAAAAUCCGUCGCGAAGAACAGCAGACGUAUAUGACUCUCGCAGAGUUUAUUCAGUCCAUAGGAGAGUAUCUUGUGCCGUUUUCUGUUCCCUUGGCUCCACUGGUCAACCAGCCUGCUACGGCUCCUGUUUUUCCUUCGUUCCAGGAGGCAAAUCACUGGUCGGCCCCUAAUGAGCAGAGCCAGUCGGCGUCAGCGUCCCAAUCGAUGCCAGAGCCAGCAAAGACAGAGGAGGUGGCUGUGCCGAAGGUGGACGCCAGCGACAUUGAGAGAAUCGUGCGCAAGGCGUCCAGCCUAUCUGUUUCAACUAAACCGGAGACUCAGGAAACUGAGCCUAUUUCGGCUCCUGUAGCAGUUUCCGCUGCUCCUGCCGAACCAGCUUCCAAAUCUGAGGGACUGCCUGCGCCAGAAAAAGCGCCAGAGUCUGGCAAGUCCAAGCCACAGUCCCCAACCACGUGGGCCCCAUGGGCUUCCAAGAGCCCAGUGAAGCCAACCAAGACCCUGGCGGAGAUCCAGUCGGAAGAGGCCGAGAGACGCAAAAGGGAGGAAAAACAGGCAGAGGCCGCCAGGUCUCUGGCUGCCACGCUGGCUCCAAAGCAGGAGACUCCAAAGCCGGCCGUGGCCCUUCCGUCUGCUGCCGCUUGGGCCAGUGCCGGAACGGUUUCGCAGCCAAUUCCUACAAUGACGCUGGAAGAGAUCCAGAGAGAAGAAGCUGCCAAGUUGCAGGCUGCCAGCUCUGCUACCAAACAGAAAUCUGCCGCAGCGUCGUUUGCGGAGGUGACGGCCAGCAGCGGCUGGACCACGGUGAGCAGCAAGAAGACGGCAAAGCCGGCUGUUGCUGCGCCAACAAAGACCAACAAGCCGUCUGCGGUGAUUUCGCCGAACGUUCUUCGGUCGGUUUCUGCGCCCGCCGCCACGCCAGCCAAGAAACCCGUUGUUGGUAGCACGGUCGCUUCUCCAAAGCCGCAGCCGGUGACAAACAGCGGCUCGCCAGCAAGAGACUUCUUGGUGUGGUGUCGGACGCAGCUGGGCAACCUGCACAAGGGCAUCAACAAAGAGGACAUCUUGUCGAUCAUCAUCCAGUUCCCGACGGGAAGCGAGUCGCAGGAAAUUAUUGCUGACACCAUCUACUCCAACUCUGCCACCAUGGACGGCAGGAGGUUUGCGAGCGAGUUUAUGAAGCGCAAGGCGGAGGUCGAGAAGCUCGUCAAAGCACAGGGAAUACACUUCAGCUGGGGCGAGGCUUUAAAUGCCAGCGUCCGCGGCCAGGAAGACGACUUCGACAUGGCCUUUACCAAGGUGGUGAGCAAGAAAAACAGAAGAAAGAACUAG